GCAACGGGGGGUGGAGUAAGCAAAAGAACUAGCAGGGUGGAACAAUAAGUCUCAACGGCGCGACAAGAGCCAAAAUGAGCGCAAGAUGUGUGUCAGUAAAUUAAAUUAUGUAACAAAAGAAGAGACAAAGAAAUUAUCAACAGCGUGAACUUUUGAGCGUUUUGCGCAUUUUUAGACAAAGGGGUUAAGAGCGUCUCCCAGAAUGUUCUCCAACAGCGCCUUGAUUCUUGUGCUGGUCAUGUUUUUCACGCAUGAAGCGAGAGCUGAGGGGUGCUCAGGUUCAUCCUGUGGCAAGUGUGACUGCAAUGGCAUCAAAGGGGAAAAGGGUGCACAGGGAUAUGCUGGUAUGCAGGGCAAGAUGGGCUUUCCUGGACUACAAGGAGGGGAGGGUGCAGUGGGGCCAAGGGGCCCAAAGGGAGAUUCUGGCCACCCAGGAGCACCAGGAUUGAAAGGAAGACAUGGCAGCACUGGUGUACCAGGUUUCCCAGGCAACCCAGGACUUCCAGGUAUUCCUGGCCAAGACGGGCCACCUGGAGUUCCAGGAAUCCCAGGGUGCAAUGGGACAAAGGGAGAACGCGGUUUUGAUGGUGUCCCAGCACAUCCUGGCCCACAAGGUCCACCUGGUAUCCCUGGCACACCAGGAAUGAAGGGUGAAGCUGGUGGGAUCAUUAGAGGGACAAUCCCAGAAAAAGGAGAGAAAGGAUUUGCUGGGCUACCAGGUCAGCUGGGACAACAAGGUUUUCCUGGAAUCGCAGGACCAAUUGGACCACCAGGACCACAGGGAUCUGAAGGACUUCCAGGGACUCCUGGCCUCCCAGGAGAGAUGGGUGACAAGCUGUCAUUUUUAGGUGAAAAGGGAGAAAAGGGGCUGCGAGGACCCAGGGGGGAGCCAGGACCCCCCGCACGCAUCUAUCAUGUGCAGGGUUCUCCUACUGAGUAUAUACUAGGACCCAAGGGAGACAAAGGUGAAGUUGGUGACAAAGGAGAGAAAGGAAAAUGUCCAAGUGAAAACAAAGGUGAACCUGGCUCUCCAGGACCAAGAGGUAAACCAGGGAAAGAUGGAGAGAAUGGUGCAAAAGGAUUGAGAGGCUUGCCUGGACUACCUGGAAUUGAUGGAUGGCUGGGUGAAAAGGGUGACAGGGGACCCCCUGGAUAUAUUGAUAGAGAACCUGGCCCUCCAGGCAGCCCUGGGUCCCCAGGUUUAAAAGGAGAACAAGGUGUCCCUGGACUUCUGGGAGAUCCUGGCCCUCCAGGGGUAAUUAUUGAGGGUCCACGAGGCACUGAAGGGCUCCCAGGAGAGUCUGGUGAGAAGGGAGACAAGGGUCCUGGUGGGGAAUCGCUGCCAGGACCAAGCGGAAAACAAGGGCCGUCAGGACCCCCUGGGCCACGUGGGCCUCCAGGUGAUGAAGAUUGCAAUAUUGACAUAGGAGCCGUGGGAGAUCAAGGACCUCCUGGCCUGUCUGGUGAAGUGGGACAGAAAGGUGAUAAAGGAGACACCUGUGUGCAGUGUGAAGAUUCUGGGAGUCCUGGAUCCCCAGGCCCUCAGGGACCAACUGGAGAGCAGGGUGCUCCUGGGCUUGAGGGAAGUAAAGGACCAAAAGGUGAGCUUGGACCUGUUGGCCCUCGUGGGAAUCCGGGUAUCGAUGGCUCUCCAGGACUGAUAGGUGCUCCAGGGGCUCAUGGUGAGCCAGGAGAUAUCUUCGUAGCACCAGGGCUAAAGGGCGAGAAGGGAGCCUCAGGUGCUGAUGGCACCAGAGGACUGCCAGGUCCAGAUGGAAUCCCUGGACCAGACGGGUUUCCUGGCAUUCCUGGAACCAAAGGAGACUCACCAAUUGUGGGUAUUAAGGGAGAUCGAGGUUUAGAUGGAGAUGCUGGUGCAAUUGGACUUCCAGGAGAAAGGGGUCCUCCUGGUAUUCCUGGCUUUGGACAUACUGGGGAGCCUGGUGAGAAGGGCAGUCCAGGGCCGGCAGGCCGUAAAGGAGUAGCAGGUGCUCCAGGACCUAAAGGUAUACCUGGAUAUGGCGUCACUUCACUUGGACCUCAGGGCCCACCUGGGCUGCUGGGAGAGGCAGGAAUCCCUGGACUGCUUGGUAUGCAAGGACAUCAGGGUGACCAUGGACUGCAAGGUGUCCCAGGGCAGAAGGGUGAUCACGGCUUACCUGGGACUGGGUUGCCUGGAAUUCCAGGGCCUAAAGGAUACUCAGGAAUACCAGGGGCUCCAGGUCUGCCAGGAGAGCCAGGACCUACAGGAUUGGGCGGUUCAGCUGGGUUUCCUGGUGAACCAGGGCAAAAGGGUGAACCAGGGCUGGGCCUGACAGGGCCCAGGGGUCCGCAAGGGUCUCAGGGAGUCCCAGGAUUUCCCGGAGAAAAAGGCAGUGUUGGGCAUUCCGGAGAUCCAGGACAUUUAGGCCAAAUAGGGCCACCUGGACCUCAAGGGAUUAAAGGUGACUCUGGUCCCAUUGGUCAGCACGGAAUUGCAGGUCCACCUGGCCCUGCUGGGAGAGGUGACCCUGGGCCUGCUGGAGCUACUGGCCCUCCUGGUUUACCUGGACCUCCUGGUAGCACUGGCGAGAAGGGGGAGAAGGGCUAUCCUGGUUUGCCUGGUUUAGACAUACCUGGGCCUGCAGGAGAGAAGGGCAUUCCGGGUUUUCCAGGACUCCUGGGGGCUAAAGGACUUCCGGGCAAAGAAGGUUCUGUGGGAAGAGACGGCUUUCCUGGAUUCCGAGGGCAUAAAGGAGAAAUGGGAUCAAUGGGGCCCCCUGGUCAGCCAGGGAAUCUGGGUCUCCCGGGAAGUCCAGGAGCUCUAGGACUUCAAGGUGACCCUGGACCUCUUGGGCCAAAAGGGGAAAUUGGCGAGAUGGGACCCAAAGGAGAAAGUGGAGAACGAGGUCUCCAGGGGCCUCCGGGGAACAUAAGUGCGACGGACAUUCAUCAAGUCAAGGGUGUGAAGGGUGACCCAGGGGACCCAGGUAACCAAGGAGAUACAGGGUUGCAGGGAAUCUCAGGUCAGCCUGGAAGUCCUGGCAUGCCUGGAAAGGAUGGAGAGCCGGGUUUGCCUGGGCAUUCGGGUGUGAAAGGUGACAUUGGCUUACCUGGAGAACAGGGGGAACUUGGCUUACGUGGACAAAAAGGCGCUGCUGGAAGUAUGGGCAUGCCAGGUACAACUGGUUCCCAAGGGGAAAAAGGAAUCACAGGAACACUUGGGCAUCCAGGAAUGCCUGGAACACCUGGGGAGAGAGGACAAAAGGGUGACACAGGUCUGCCAGGAAUUGGGGUGCUGGGACCCCAAGGAGAAAAGGGGCAUGUGGGCGAAACUGGUCCAUCUGGGGACCCAGGACACAAGGGCCAAAAGGGCAGCAUCGGCUUACCAGGAAUGCCUGGAGUACCAGGACCCAAGGGAGAUGUAGGGUUAGAGGGCACGCAAGGUAUUCCGGGAGAGCCAGGGGAGAAGGGAGUGAUUGGAUUACCGGGCUUACCUGGAGAGCCAGGAUUACAGGGGCAGCCAGGUAGGCUGGGUACACAGGGCACGGUAGGGACACAAGGGGAGAAGGGUCUGCCUGGGGAGGACGGCAUGCCAGGGUCUGUGGGCGAAAAGGGGAACUCAGGUGUACCUGGCAGAGGGUUUUCUGGUUCUGAAGGGCAACCUGGAAGCAAAGGUGACAAAGGCAGUGCAGGUGUACCUGGUUUCCCUGGCAUACCUGGUAUCCCAGGGAUCAAGGGGGAUAGAGGCCUGCCUGGAAACCAGGGUGAACCGGGACAAUCAGGUGAUCGAGGUCCUCUAGGAUCCCCUGAUUUCGGGCCCAAGGGUGAAACGGGAGCCCCAGGAGAGCCAGGAGAGCCAGGUGAAACUGGAGAUCCAGGCCUAAUGGGAAUUCCAGGAAUUGCCGGAUCCGAAGGAGAAAGGGGGGAUCCAGGCUUUCCAGGGCCUCCUGGACAGGUUGGGCAAAAGGGGGACAGAGGUCUACCUGGAUUACUGGGGCAAUCUGGCCUGCCUGGGUUUCCCGGACUGAAGGGGGAAUUGGGACAGCUGGGUUUCCCUGGAUUUCAAGGAAUGAAAGGUGAACCUGGUGUGGUGGGAUUCAAAGGAGAAGCAGGAGACAAGGGUUUACCUGGCGAGAAAGGUAGAGUUGGCCACCCUGGACCUCCUGGUCAACCAACUUUUACCAAAGGAGAGACUGGCUUUCCAGGGACUCAAGGACCACCAGGUCCGAGAGGACCUGAAGGAUUUCCUGGUAUUAAAGGCCUGCAAGGUGUGAUUGGACCAUUGGGCAUGCCAGGAGAAGAUGGAGAUGCUGGGUUUGAUGGCACAUCUGGAGCAAAGGGCGAACCUGGUCCAAGUGGACCUGCAGGCCCCAGAGGGUUCCCUGGUCCCGCAGGGCCUGAUGGCUUUCCUGGCUCGAUGGGGCCCCCAGGACUUCCCUCCAUGGAUCAUGGCUUCUUAUUGACACGACACAGCCAAACAGUGGACAUUCCCACUUGUCCAGGGGGCACCCAUUUCAUAUACAGUGGCUAUUCUCUCUUAUAUGUCCAGGGCAACGAGCGUUCACAUGGACAAGACCUAGGAACUGCAGGGAGUUGCAUGAAGAAGUUCAGCACUAUGCCUUUCCUAUUUUGUAACAUCAACAAUGUCUGCAACUUAGCAUCAAGGAACGAUUACUCCUACUGGCUGACUUCACCAAAGCCGAUGCCCAUGAGCAUGGAGCCCAUCACCGGGGACAACAUCGAGCCUUUCAUUAGCCGUUGCUCUGUGUGUGAAGCCCCUGCCAUGAUUAUGGCAUUCCAUAGCCAGUCCAUCAUGAUACCAGCCUGUCCGGUGGGGUGGGAAUCCCUCUGGAUUGGCUACUCAUUCGUAAUGCACACCAGUGCAGGGGCAGAAGGUUCUGGGCAGGCCUUGGCCUCCCCAGGAUCUUGUCUGGAAGACUUCCGCAGUGCCCCCUUCAUCGAGUGCCAUGGUCGUGGCACCUGCAACUAUUACGCCAACUCCUACAGUUUCUGGCUGGCUACUAUUGAGGACGACGACAUGUUUAGGAAACCUGCCCCGACGACCCUUAAAGCAGGAAAUCUCAUCACCCACAUUAGCAGAUGCCAGGUUUGCAUGAAGAGGACAUAAUGCAUCCAGUCCUCUGAUUGAAUUUUUUUUAUGAUGGUGCUGUUGUUUUUUUUUGUAGAUGAUGAAUGGAUUUAUUGUCUUUGGUGUUAUAACACAAUGGAUAUUGUUCAUAAUAAGAGCAGUUGAAGAGCAUUUGCUAUUUUUCUCUAAACUCUGUGUGCAUUACCAGAAUGUCUUAUUGAAUGUUGUUUGUUAAUUAUGCACUGAUUAUAUAUACAAAGUAAACAACUAAUAACUGUAUGUGAACCAGAUGUCAUGAAGCACAUUUCAUUAGGUGUUCCCUUAAAUGAUAAAUUUAUUUAAAAAUAAAACAACAUAUUUCUGUCAGAGGGUUUGUGGUGGUAAUGGAAGUUAUCUUUAAACUUAAAAUGCUUUUGAAAUGCACACAUAUCUACAUUAUGUGUGGGCACAAAUUAGUGGGAAUAGUUUAUUAGUGAAAAUAUGUUGAAACCACUACAUACAGUAUGACCUUUGGACAAUGCAACAUCACAACUCUCAAUGCAGUUGGAACAUUCAGGCCUUGGAAGUUAAGCAUUCAGUCCACCCAUCACCCCGCAAAUAGAAUAAUGACACUAGCAUGUCACAAAUGCACAUAUGCAGACCUGUGUGGGGUCAUUGCCGGUAACACAGUGAACAUGGCUAUCAGUGUAUAUAAAUGACUGGGGCCAACCACCAUGACCUGUAUGUGGGGAUACUACUAGGGGUUCAGGGACAUUUGGGACAGAAGGUAGGAGUCACUGAAAGGGAGCCACUAUUGAAUGGUGACUAUGACUGUUACACAUGGUCUGUUGUCUUGUCUUACAAAACUAACUCAUGACUUGUGGUAUUUGUUUUUUUUCGUACUGAAUGAUUUUAUUAGGAUUUUUAGAAAUGAAAUAAAUUACAUUCACAUAUUUCAGGUCUCUAUGAAGACUGAUUUUCUUGCUAUUCUGAAUGUAUAUAUUGUUAUAUUUUGAUCUUGUGGUAAAACCACACAUUAGUCAGGUAACGGACAGAUAACUGCAAUAUUAUUCUAUUUUUCAUGUGCCUGUAUGUACAGUACAGGGUAACUUGAUUUUCUGCCGUGGCUUAGCUCAUUUAAGAUUAUUAAUUAUGAAUCAUAAUUUAAUAACAAUAGAAUUAGCAUGAGUUCCAUACUACGUUUGCUUUAUGUUUUUGGUUAUUUUGCAAUUGGUUUCUAAAACAUCUGUAUAAAAAGGACUGUGGUUCAGUCAUCUAACCAAAACAUUAGUAUUACAAUAGUUUUCCAAAUGGUCCAAUAAUAAAGCUUUUUGUCCAAGUUACACAAAUUCAA
Paramormyrops kingsleyae is the source of this 6404-nucleotide messenger RNA. RefSeq lists its product as uncharacterized. The record is from RefSeq and is a predicted model, not a curated record. Gene Ontology annotation, molecular function: extracellular matrix structural constituent conferring tensile strength. Gene Ontology annotation, cellular component: collagen trimer. Gene Ontology annotation, biological process: extracellular matrix organization. NCBI's taxonomy places the organism in Eukaryota, Metazoa, Chordata, Actinopteri, Osteoglossiformes, Mormyridae.